Messenger RNA from Rhincodon typus (whale shark), 970 nucleotides. RefSeq names its product kelch-like protein 2. Gene Ontology annotation, molecular function: protein binding. The coding region runs from base 116 to 970 and encodes 284 amino acids. The record is from RefSeq and is a predicted model, not a curated record. The transcript has 7 exons. Lineage: Eukaryota; Metazoa; Chordata; Chondrichthyes; Orectolobiformes; Rhincodontidae.
AUUACUUCCAGCAGCAGGAUUACUGCAGUUACAGGAUGUGCGAAAGACCUGUUGUGAUUUCCUGGAGUCACAGCUUCAUCCUUCUAAUUGUUUAGGGAUUCGAGCUUUUGCUGAUAUGCAUGCCUGCACUGAACUCUUGAACCAAGCCAACAAGUAUGCAGAACAGCAUUUCUCAGAGGUUGUGCUGGGAGAGGAAUUCCUCAACCUUGGUAUAGAUCAAGUAUGCAGUCUGAUAGCCAGUGACAUGCUCACAAUCUCAUCAGAAGAAAAGGUUUUUGAAGCAGUCAUCUCAUGGGUGAAACAUGAUAAGGAACCCCGGCAGGAGCACAUGGCACGAUUGAUGGAAAAUGUCCGGCUGCCUCUCCUUACACGUGAAUACCUGGUGCAGAGAGUGGAAGAGGAGACAUUGGUUAAAAAUAGUAAUGCAUGCAAAGAUUACCUCAUCGAAGCAAUGAAGUAUCAUUUGCUUCCAGCGGAUCAACGUGCAUUAAUGAAAACAACCAGAACAAGAUUAAGAACUCCAGUCAGUCUUCCAAAGGUGCUGGUGGUGGUCGGUGGCCAGGCGCCGAAAGCUAUCCGUAGUGUGGAGUGUUAUGAUUUUGCGGAAGAACGUUGGUACCAAGUUGCGGAGCUUCCCUCUCGGAGGUGUAGAGCAGGUGUGAUGUAUAUGGGUGGGUUGGUUUAUGCCGUUGGAGGGUUUAAUGGUUCGUUACGAGUGAGAACAGUUGAUUCGUAUGAUCCAGUCAAGGACCAGUGGAUGAGCAAUGCCAACAUGCAGGACAGGCGGAGCACGCUGGGAGCAGCAGUACUGAAUGGAAUGCUGUACGCAGUGGGAGGAUUUGAUGGAAGUACAGGUUUAUCUUCUGUCGAGGUAUACAAUGUUAAAGCAAACGAGUGGGUUCAUGUAGCCCCAAUGAACACCAGAAGGAGUAGUGUUGGUGUAGGUGUUGUUGGAGGUGAGUUCUGCUGA